AGCAACCUCGUUGAGACGACUGAGUUGAAAUGGCUGCCUUCAGCUUGUUGAGAGCUUUUGCGAGUAAGGUUAAUUUGCCGAAAAAUGCAAUUAAUCAGGGAAUUUUGGUGUUACGCUCAAACCCCAAUAACGCCCUUCAAGUCGUAAGGCAGAUGAGCGAACAUCGUACCAUGCACAUCAAACCGUCAAGGUGGUCAUGGAAUCGAUUCAAGGAUUUCAUGCAUUUCUAUAUUAUGUUAGGAGCCAUCCCUGCAGCCUUUGUAAUCACCUAUGUCAAUGUUUUUAUUGGCCCUGCCAGAUUAGCUGAAAUACCCGAAGGGUAUGUCCCUGAAGCUCACGAAUACUUUCCGCAUCCAAUCACCCGCUGGCUGGCCAAGCAUGUUCACAAAAGUUACCAACAGGAAUAUGAAAUUAUGUGUCAUCACAUUUAUGAAGUUGAGUAUGAGCAGAAGCUGAGGCAAGCUGAAAAGCGAAUUAAGCAGAAAAUGGAAGAAAAACAAGAUACCCAGGCGUAUUACUAUCAACCUGUUAGCUCACGCCAUGAAAGGUCUAUUCGCGACAAUGCUCAGACUGAUCUAGAAAUGUCAGGAUCAAACUAAGGUCAUGAUUUUCCACCUAAAAUAGAAGGAAAGCAGUAGACAGCCAAUAGUCCUUGAAGGUCUGUAAAUAUUAAAAGAAUUGGUCUAAAAAAAUACAAUUUAGACCUAAAAUGGUUAA
Messenger RNA from Daphnia carinata, 717 nucleotides. It is a transcript of the gene ND-SGDH, whose product is annotated as NADH dehydrogenase [ubiquinone] 1 beta subcomplex subunit 5, mitochondrial-like. The record is from RefSeq and is a predicted model, not a curated record. The transcript has 4 exons. The coding region runs from base 30 to 599 and encodes 189 amino acids. NCBI's taxonomy places the organism in Eukaryota, Metazoa, Arthropoda, Branchiopoda, Diplostraca, Daphniidae.